Molecule: messenger RNA, 8485 nt
Organism: Acanthochromis polyacanthus (spiny chromis)
Lineage: Eukaryota; Metazoa; Chordata; Actinopteri; Pomacentridae
Gene: slc30a2
Product: solute carrier family 30 member 2
Exons: 8
Coding region: 479-1681 (400 amino acids)
Biological process (GO): response to zinc ion; zinc ion transmembrane transport
Cellular component (GO): plasma membrane
Molecular function (GO): zinc ion transmembrane transporter activity
Source: RefSeq, a predicted model, not a curated record
AGUUACUACAAAGCUCCCAAACGCUGAUGCCCCUCAGCACAUUGACUGUGGUUGGUGCUGAUGCUGCUCCAUCAGGAUGAGCAGCUGGAGGUGUCCUCUCUGUCAGCCUCAGCACCAGAGCCGGACCGUGUUCAGUCCAGCAUCAGCAGCUGCAGUGUGCGCACAGCUCCGUGUCUUAUUCCUGCUGCUGCAGCUCCACGUUAGAGGCUACAACAACUCCAACCAAGGGAAAAAAAGAGAGCAAACCUCCCUCAGAAACCCCCGCAUGUGGUUUCCUCCAGCUCUCAGCACCGCAAUGAAGGAAUUAAGACAUGUCUCACAGAAAUGAGGACUUUCCCCCGCAUCGACUGAGCAUCUGAGGACAGCGGACCUGUCGAUUCUCACCUGCAGCAUCUUCAUCUGUUUUUUUUUUUAAUUUUAGAAGAAAAAAAAUCACCUUUACUUAUUUUUUUUUGACUGGACACCGCAUUCUGAAUAAAUGGAUAAUAACGCUGCAAAUUCGGAGAAAUCUCACCUGAUAGACGAGAAGAAUGCAAAGAUGUAUUCCUUAAAACUGCAAAGCUCCUUUCCAGACUCCAAAGAGCAGUACCCAGACUUCCCUUUUAAGAAUGGAGGCAUGUCCGGAGCCAUUGAGCUGAAACGACCUGUCGGCAGCCACUGUCAUGGUCCCAAAGCUUCGACGUGUGAGGACAGCGUCGACAAGGCAUUGGCCAAGAAGAAACUCUACAUCGCUUCAGCAGUCUGCCUCGUCUUCAUGAUUGGCGAGGUGAUAGGAGGCUACCUGGCCCACAGCCUGGCCAUCAUGACGGACGCAGCCCACCUCCUGACAGACUUUGGCAGUAUGAUGGUGAGCCUGUUCUCGCUGUGGAUCUCCUCCAGACCACCCACCAAAACCAUGAACUUUGGUUGGCACAGAUCAGAGAUCCUCGGGGCCUUCAUCUCAGUCAUGUCCAUCUGGAUCGUCACAGGAGUUCUGGUCUAUUUAGCCAUCGAGAGGAUUGUGCGCAACGACUAUGAGAUAGACGGCCACGUAAUGUUGGUCACUUCUGGGUGUGCAGUCAUCGUCAAUAUUAUCAUGGCCUACAUCCUCCAUCAUUCAACCACCUUCCACGCUCAUGGCAGCGGAUACCACCAGAUCGAUGAGGACGGUCAGAGCCCCGUCUCUUACGGCCACAGCCACACUCUCCUCAGCGGCCACGGCAACACCAGCGUCCGCGCCGCCUUCAUCCACGUGGUCGGAGACCUGCUCCAGAGUGUCGGCGUCAUGGUGGCAGCAAUCAUCAUCUACUUUCGGCCAGAGUACAAGGUUGCAGAUCCCAUCUGUACCUUCCUGUUUUCUGUCUUCGUCCUCUGCACCACCAUCACCAUCCUCAGAGAUGUCUUCAGGAUACUCAUGGAAGGGUCUCCUAAAGGAAUCGAGUUUAACUCAGUGAAGGAGGUGCUGAUGACUGUGAAAGCUGUGAAAUCCAUGCACUCUCUGCACCUGUGGGCUCUGACUCUGGGUCAGUCCCUGGUUUCUGUCCACCUAGCCGUAGAGGAGGGUGCUGACCCUCAGUCGGUGCUUCAGGAGGCCACCGACCUGCUCCACACCAAGUUCGGUUUCUACAGCAUCACCAUCCAAGUGGAGCUCUAUUCUGAAGACAUGAGUCACUGCUCUAACUGCCAGGACCCCAGUGACUGAUACCACACUGGACUGGACAGGACUGGACCCAACAGGACAUGUAACGGCUCAGACACAUUGUCAUUCUCUCUAGGUGGGCUGGACCACAGUUCACAGUUCCUGUUGAAGGAGUAGGAGGAGUUUUAGUAGAUAGUUGUGUUCACUUUUAACUCAUAUGAAAGUAGACAGUCAGAUCAUCCAUGUGCUGUGUACGCCAAUGCUGGAGCUCCAUGCUAUCAUGCUGUCCUUCUCAAAGUCCCAUUUCAUAUGAAUUUUUGUCAAACACUGGAACGGUGUUUCAAGGAGAAUUGGGGUGAAAGUCUUUGCUGGUUUGAUUCAGUGCUGGAAAUCUACCAAGACUUAAAAAAUGGGUCCCUAACUGAUAGGUUUGCCAGAAUGUUGACUUCUUGAUUAUUGAUCAGAUUUGCCAGCUAGCAGUUAUUUGACUAUAAGCACAAACUGUUCUAUUACUGCAGGAAAAUAACAAACUAGCAACAUGUUUUUUCUCUUUGUGCUUAAAUGAGUUCUCCAUGCAAGACGUUCCGGGCUAUAAAGCCUGCAUUACCAUUUCCAUGAUUGAUAUUAAUAGCAGUGGUCCACUGUGAGCACCAUCUGAAGCACAAAAGAAGAAAUCUGACCAGGUGAUGCAGCAAUGAGGGUGAUUAAAACACCAUUAAACCAUUAAAACAAGAGGAAAAUUUUAUUUAUGGAAGACUGAUAAUGGUUUUUAUUUUCUCUGACCUCUAGAUAAUCUAUAUUAUGAGCAGUCACUUUAAGCCGUGCACAAAGGCUUCUAAUUAUGCAACUAUUUCAGUGCAGAAUACAUUUUAGUUAUAGUCUGUACAAAAACCAAAACACUGCCAGAUACUGCCAGAUAUAUACUACGGUACUUAUUUCCAAACAGCCCUACUUAUUACACAGUAGUACUGCAAAUCCUAAUAUAUUAGCAUGGAGCACAAACCCUCAUUCGUGUCUCUCAUCUAGCACCUUACAUUGGAGUCACAGAGCUACACAUCCAAAGUUGUGAAAUUACCUUCUAUCAGGCCCACUGUGGGAUGGGGAAUAUGCAUGAAUUUGUCCCAGUGAAUUGCGGUGACCCAAGCCAUGAUUAACGGUUGACCGUAAAAUAGAAACAAGUCCAACAAGUGGAUGAGAGGCCCAAUUAGGAAAAAGAUGUCUCCUUUAUUAGUCCUAGGCAACCAUUCAAAAGUUUGGGGUUACUUAGAAAUAUCCUUUUUUUUCAAUGAAGAUCACAUUAAAUGAAUCAGAAAUACAGUCUAGACAUUGUUAAUGUGGUAAAUGACUAUUCUAGCUGGAAACAGGUGAUUUUUAAUGGAAUAUCUCCAUAGGGGUACAGAGGAACAUUUCCAGCAACCAUCACUCCUGUGUUCUAAUGCUACAAUGCGUUAGCUAAUGGUGUUGAAAAGCUAACUGAUGAUUAGAAAACUCUUGUGCAAUUAUGCUAGCACAUGAAUAAAAGUGUGGGUUUUCAUGAAAACAUGAAAUUGUUUGGAUGAGCCCAAACUUUUGAAUGGUAGUAUACAUCCUAAUGGCUAAGUUGCCUCCUAGUUUGUGAAAGGUCAUAAAGUAUUUGUUCUCUUGAUAAUAGGUGUUUAACUCCAGCAUAACAUAUAUAAACUGGAGUUGGUUCCAUACAGUCAGUAAAUAGAGACACCACUACAACUGUUAGUAUGGAGCACUUGAUCGGCUCUUCCAGAGACACAUGGAGGACUUUGAUGUCUGAUGUUUCAGCGCUAACUUUAAUCACAUGGCCAUCUGCCAGACUCUCACUCUACAAUCUGUGGUCAUCACUCCAUUUCCAUUACAAAGCCAGCAUGAGACAGUUUAAAAAGUUAAAGCAGCAGUAGGCAGAGAUGCUGCUAUUUAUAGCAUCUCACCUGCUCUGGAUGAAAGCCCCAGGGUUGGCUAAAAGCUGCUAUCACUGUCUAAAGCUUGGAAACAGGAGAUCAAAGGCUAGUAUAUAAUUUUAGUCCAGUGAUGCCAAAAGCUACUGCUGACCCCAGCUUUAAUUUGCUGAAAAUUUCACUGACUGUUAUUUCAUGACACAAAUUUGGUGCGCAAAUCACAGCAACCUGCAACCCACUGACAAGCAGUUGCCUUACAUGGAAGUAAAUUACAAUACAACUUUUCAAAAACAUCCAUUUUUUCUUCAUGGUUUGUUGUAGCCUUACAAAGAUCACACUGUUGCGAGGGAUAAACAUACAGCAAAGAAUAGGAUCAUUAACUCUUUAGAGAAUCUUGUUAAUCCAUAAAAACUUCACUUCUUGUCUCCACAUUGAACAAAAAACAAAAAAAACCCCACAACCGUUAUCAAUAUUGAUUGAUGAGUGACAAAUACAACAACUCUUUUUCAUUAUGUUGGUACAGCUAUUGAUGCAUUAAUUAUAUAAGGGGGAAAAGUACAACAGAAUCUGGAUCUAUCAGGCUGGUCUUUAAACCUACAGUAUCCAGACUUAUCCUGAAUUCCAUUUGUAUGCAUUGUGUACUACAACUGGCUUCACUAAGUAUGUACUGUUACAUGUAGGAUGCAUACAACUGAGACAACCUGCCUAAGCUUAUUACCCAAGUGAAAUACCAUGAGGUAUCUUCUGCUGCACAGACAGUUGUGUGCCAGAAAUGCAUGUUAGUUUGCAUAAUGCAAAAUGCAAUCAUGCAGAUCCUGGUACUUUUUGCAUACUACAUUGGACACGUUAUGUACUAGGACAUACUAAAUCCUUUUCUGGAACACUACACUGUGUGGAUGUAUGGGCAUUAGAGUGCACUCCACUUAAAAUGCCUUAGUCCCAAGCAGCACUUCCAGGGCUGAAAAAUUAACCUGACAUUAGAGUGCAGUUCCUCAAAUGUCCACUUGAGACUGGCUUCAAGAGAAAGUCAAUCCCCUUAGACCCUCAUGUUAAAAUGUCUACAUUUACCGCAAAAAUAAACAUGCUUACAGGAAACUAUUUUGAUUUCUAUCGCUAAUUCCCCAUUUGUGGAUACUGUAUCACCCAUUUGAAUGCAUUAAAGCUUAAAGUUAUGUAUUAUUAGGGUGUGGCUGCUUUGAGAGGCAGGGGGGUGCUGCACUAGGAAAGUCUAUGGUCCAAACAUUUGCAUGGCCUUCAUCAGCUCCAACUAGAAGUUAGGAAGUGUCCAGCACUGCCAACACGGUGACAGCCAGAUCCACCCCACUGAGCUUUACAACUGCACCGAAUGUUCAUCUAUUUUCACAGACAGUCUAUGCUUGAACCUCACAGCAAGAUGCUGGUAAAAGUGUCUAUGUUUUGUCCAGUAUUGCAGUGAACUCUGUGCUUCAACAAUCUCUCAACUGUACUGUACUUAGUGUCAAUAUAUCACAUCACACCAAAGAUCUGGAGUCACCUCUGUUUCUGUUCCAGAGAGGUUUGGAUGGACUGGAAAAAAGAUUUGAGUGAAAUUCGAAAGAAAUAUGGUGGCUGAUUAAGUUCUAUUCCACUGCCUCAAAACUGAACUCAUCAAUGGACUAUUUUUGGUGGUAGUUUGUAGGUUGUUUGUUGUGUUACCAGCAUUCUUGGUUUUAGUUCCAAAGCUGCUACAACUCAUCAAAGUCAAACCUGUCUUACACGAGUAUCUCGGAGAGGUGUUUACUUUAUGGUGGGCGGUGUACUAACAUGGACUGAACAGAGGGAAAAUGAAUGGAGAGUGUCAGAUGGAAAAAGCAUUGAGCUACUUCCACUGUCAGGUCUGAGUGGACAUUCAGGUCUGAGGGCAGAAAUGAUUCAGUUCUGCAGUCGGACGAUUAGUUUCAGCUUCAUGCUGUCAUCCAUCUCAUCUAUCUCUCAUUUCUUCUGCACACAUCCAUCUACUAUAUGACUCUGCCUUCCCUGAGCUUCCAUCUGUCUGUGACCUGUCCAUCCAUCCAUGUUCUGCAAGUCACGCAGCAGCAAUUUUCAGUUACUUUAUAGGUAGUACUGGAGUAACUAUGACUUUAUAUCUGAAACAUGAUCUUACAUAAGGCUACUUUUGUGAAAUUAUUUUUUCCAACAAAAAUAAAUUGGCUGUAACUUGUUCACAGAGGAAACCAGAUACAAACACAUGCCAUAUUCUGUCGCUCCGUUCUGAAUAGCUGAGCUAAAGCAGACUGAAAUUCGAGAGACUUCGCAACCAUUUCGACACAUUUGCUGACAUUUCUGUAAUUCCUACCAAGUGGGAGAUAUUGUCAGAGAAAUAUUUUUCCCCUACUCACUUCACUGGCACUUACAAGUCCCGGAGUCAGAGGACACAAUGUAUACUAAGCAAAAAAAUCUAAAGCAUUAAGCCUCUAGGGAGCAGGAAUGUGUUCACUAAACUCAGCAGUAAAUUGUCAUUUCGAAUCUGCAUGUAAGCAGGAAUCCGUCAAUCCAGCCAGACAAUCUAGUUAUUAGUUAUGCUGACACAAAAUCUAUAUUUGGACACAAGGGAAGCACAAAAGACAAACUGCACAAAACCAAUUAAAAGCCAAAAUAUUCUUUGUUGUUCUUUUUAUAUCUACAUGUAGAACAACAAGGAAUAAUCAACAAAUCUGCAACAAUUAAAAACAAUCUUUCAUGAUCAGAAUUCAUCCUCUGGUGACAAUGAAUAUCUAUGACAAGUUUUACAGCAAUCGGGCAGUAAAACUUUCCUCUGGCGCUAGAUGAAUGAGCUUGAAAAGAGUCAGUCCUGUGAAGGGAUUUCUGAGAUCAUAUGAGGUGAUUGUGUGUUGUCUCUGCUACAGCAGAUAGCGGUCGGCAGACUCCUAGAUUCAAGAGGCGGAUGGGAAGACGAGCAUGGAGGCUAAGCACUGAACUGCUAUGGAUGGGGUCUGCAGCUACAAGUAUUCUAGGACAGCCUUUUUGAUGAGGUGCUGAAGCCAUUAUACACCGAUCAGCCUCAACAUCAUGACCACUGACAGGUGAAGUGAAUAACGUUGAUCAUAUUGGUACUAUGUGGUGGUCUGUUGGAGACCUUAGAUUUUGGAAUCCAUGUUGAUGAGACUUAGACACCCAAAUCAACAUUGUUCCAGAUCAAACACAGUCCCUCAAGCAAAUGACAAUCCUAAAUCUCACUGGCCUACCAGUCCACCACAUCGUAAAAACAUCAAACAAUCAGGAACAUCUUGGGAACAUGACAAUCACCCAAGAUGUCGAUUUGACCUCCAAACUUUCUAGGCCUCAUUCUGAUGAAGCAUCAACAAGAUGCAAUGGAACAAGUUUGAUUCCCAGAUGCCCCACUGCACAAUCCAGAGUACCCAAAGGAUCCUCUGCCAACGCCCUAGUGCCAGACCCUAAGGGAUGCCCUGAGAGGUCCCCUUGUCUAGGCCCAAUGGUUCAGAGUACCUAAGGAGAACUAACACAAUAUUAGGCAGGUGGUCAUGAUGUUAUGCCUGGUUGGUGCAUUUGUCACUCUAAAGCCACUAAGAGUCCACUGACAAGAACAGUAAUUUCACCUGUCAUACAACAGAAGGUUUUGGUCCACUACCUCCCCAAUUGGUGACUUUGUGUUAUUGUGCCACGCAGCAGUAGACCGACAAUUAAUGUACUCUGUAAGAUAAAAUUACUGUUUUUGUCAAUGGAGUCUGGUGGCAGAAAGUAAUAUAACAGCAUCCCUGUUGGAAAGGUGCGUUCUGAUGGAAAAGCAAAGCAGUGAAAAUAUUCUAAAUACAGCUCAAUUAAAGUUGUAUUUCUUUUUAGCUUCGUUUUAGGCACCUGAUCCACAGCAGUUCAUUGCUUCACUUCUGUGCAGGUCCUCCUCUUUACUUGUAAUAUUUCGACUGUCAUCUCGUGUAGGUAACAUGCUGACUCAUGCAAUCCUGCUUUGAAGAAACCAAACUGUCCCUCUGAAGCAAAGAGUAAAUCCUAAAGAACUGCACAAUGGUUUUGAUACUAAUGCCAUUUUGGUUGGAAAGUGACGCUUGGGGUGGUGAUCAAGGUGUCACUGUUUGGGUUAAUCCUCUGGGGACCACAAACACCAACAGCAUGUUUCAUAUAAGGUAUAGCUCCACAGUCACAUCUGGGUAACAGGAAUAUAUUUUUUCAAUUAGUACACAAGAACAGCCAGCGAGCCGUCAACAUGCCUGUAAUGUUUCCCAGCUGCUAUGAAGUGUCGAUGUAUUUGCUUUCAAAGAAAGGACAACUGUACAUUGUGAACGCCUCUGAUCCACCAACUUGCAUGGUUGUUAGCUGUUAUUCAAUAUCAUGUAUUGUAAGAAGUUUCUUGUUCAACUGCCAAUCAGAAAAUAAAGACACAACAUACGGAGGAUUAAUCAAAGAAUAAAAUCUUUAAAAUUCUAUAUUUUCACCAAUUUUUAAGGAGAUCCUGUAUAUUUACAUACAAUUUUCCUGGUGAAAUAAUGCUAAAUAAGAUAAGAACAUAUGGAUCCGACAAACUAAAAAUAAAAGUGAACGUAAUGAUGACCAAUGCAUUUUACUGUACUAGUUUUGAUAUACUGAAGUUCUCCUGUACUGGCUCCAGUGUUUAACUGGAACUUUAUAGCGUCAAACAAAAGUUCAUUUCAUUCCAGAAAAACACUGUUCCUGUUUGUUCACUAUGAAAGUCUAAUGUUCGAGAAUGCUCUGUAAUUGUGCUGUUGCUGUUCGUGACAAUUAUACUUAGUGUGACUGUUGUAAAUAUGUCAAAUAUUGUGUAUUUUCUGUGUAUGAUUUUGUGUGUACAUGUGUAAAUACAUUUAUCCUCCUUGUACAAUCUGUCCUAUUUGUCUAAGCGUUCUGGUGAUAUUGCAUAAAUCCACUUGUCACAUCUGUAAUGUUUGAUAUUUCAUUUUUAUGUGUGGCAAGAGUUUUUGUAAAGUGAAAUAAACGACUGCAGACAACA